This is a messenger RNA of Elaeis guineensis (African oil palm), 5443 nucleotides long. NCBI's taxonomy places the organism in Eukaryota, Viridiplantae, Streptophyta, Magnoliopsida, Arecales, Arecaceae. The record is from RefSeq and is a predicted model, not a curated record.
CUUCAACACAGAACCAUCGACCACAACCAGUACCAAAGUGGCGUUCCUACCGCUCAUCGGUGAAACCCUAAUCGUCUAUUUCGCCAUGCCUUUGAAAUCCCAACGCCCGAACUCGGUGUAAUCAUCUCUUCUCCCAUGGCGGCCGACGUAGAGCCCGAACCCUUGAAUCCAUGCUGCGCGGAGAUCAAGAAGCGGUAUCAGAAGUUGGAAGAGAAGAGGAAUGCUCUCCGGCAAGCCGUGAAGCUCCUCGAGAACGAAGCGAAUAAGCUCUUGAACGAGAAUAAGAAUCUCAAGAAGGUUUAUGAAGAUGAGCGGGCACGAGCAGGGCGAGAGAAAGAAGCAAAAGAAAAGGAGUGCACUAUUAGAAGUCAGUUGGAGAAAGAAAUACAUGACCUGAAGGCUGAGAUAUCCUCUUGUCAGAAAAGUGGAAGUUCAAGAAGUGAGGAUAGCAAUGAGAGUGGGCUGAUUCGCAUUUUGGAGGCAGAGGGAGAAGUAGAAAGACUCAAAGAACUUUUAGAAAAAGAGAAAAAGCGAAGUAAUUCUGAGAAGAAGAAGGCUGAAGUGGAGAAGAAAAAAGCUGCAGAAGCAUGGAAGUUAGUGGAAGUGGAGAAAAGCAAGGUAGAAGAAGUAAAGAAGCAUGCAGAGAUUGCGAGGAACGAAGCAGAUGAAUACAGGCUUUGCCUUGAAAAACUAAAGAUGGAAGCUAAUGAAGCAAGAGAGAAGUUGAUUGCAGAGAUCUCCAAAGCAGAUGAUGCAAAUAAAAAGGCUGAAGCAGAGAAGCAGCAGAUAAACAGAGAAAGGAAACGUGCUGAUCUGGAGAGGACAAAGGCAGAAGAACAGAGAAGGCUUAUGGAAGUAGAAAGGAAAAAGGCAAUGGAUGAAAAAUACAGGGCAGAUAAUUUGUCCCAGAGGCUGGAGAAGGAGAAGCAAAGGAGUGAAGAAUUACAGAGGAAAGUCGAGGAGAUUUUAUCUUCUGGAAGAGAUGUAAGGGGUUGUUCAUGUUUUGGAGAUGAAAGACAUAAUGGUGGAACAAACAUCAAAACUGUAGAUGUCAAGCUUCUAAGAGAGCAACUCAAGCUGAAAAAGAAGCAAGUAAAGCAUGCCAAAAGAAUGAAUAAACUAGAGAAAGCAGAGAAUAAGUUUAUAAGGAAAGAGCUUUAUCUCUUAAAACAGGAUUUCAUGCAAAUGUCUUGCCGCUUUAAUGUCCUUUAUGACUUACUGUCUUGCAGCAUGGAAGGUACAGAUAGCCUGGCAAAGAAUGAUGAAUCUCCAGAGCUAUGGGGCUGCAACUUGCAGAACAACCUUUUGGGUUCCCAACCAUGCAAUAUUAAGUCACAAAGUGAAUUUAGGUUGCCAGAGACAUGCUAUACAAAUUCAAUUAAUUACCCUUGUUCUGCAAGCGAAUGCCCUCGCCUUCAAUUAUCUAGAGGAAGCUGUACCAGACCAACCUCAGGUAUUAGUUCUGAAUUGGAGCCUCCAGUUGGAGGUUCUGUCAGAAUCAAGUCACCAAGUUCUGCCGUAUGUUCCACUGCAACAUCUUUUUCUGAUAGCAAGUUCAUGGGCUCACAGGGAAAGGAUGCCUUUUUUGCCACUGCAUCAACCGAAGUAGCAGGGAAGAGCUCCAAUCAGAGAUCAUCCAUUCUGAGACCGUCUGAUGGAGUGGCUAAAACUAGGCAAACAGAAAAUAUUGGGGUGGUGGCAGAGAAUAACAAUAGAGCUUCUGUCGAAAGAAAUGCGAUAAAUGCAUGCCUGAAUUCAUCUGCAGUGAGUGUUGUGGAUCAGGCAUCUAAUGGUCGCAGGAAAAAAAGAAGGCUCCAAGAUGCUCUAGAAUCUGUUGCAUGGUUGUAUUCUGAGGAUGGUCAGUUGUAUUUGAAGAUAGGAGAGAAACUAUCUGAGUUAAAAUAUCUUUUGAGCAGAAAAGCUAAUAUACCUUCAGGCUCCAAAAAUUCUGGGAUUUCAGAGUACUUGGAUGACAGAAAGGGAUUUUGUGCCAAAAAUCAUAAUGAUCGCAGUAAAAAAUCCUUCAAACACAGUAGUGACAAAAUGCUACGUAAGCGACGGAAACCUGAUGUACAAUAUUUUAAUCAAAAUAACAUUCAGAAACAGGCAGAAAAGUAUGAAGCAGAAGACAGUAGGAUUCCAUGCUUCCUUCCUGAAAUGGCUAAACCUUUCCAGAUGAAAGAAAAUGCUGUAUGCGGGGAAGAGCCAUCUAAUGCUGUUAGCAGUGAGCGAGCUGAUUUAAUUUCAUUUGAGAAGAUGAUACGUGGGGAUUAUAUGAAGCUACUUGAUCUGGAUAGUGAUGAUGAAAGAAGGUAUAAAGCUGCAAUAGAGAUGCCUCUUUCACCCACUUUGCCUGAAAUUAAGUCUGCUAGCCUCAAACGGUGUGUACCAGAUGACUAUCAUUUUCUGGUAGAGGGAAAUUUGGAGAGUUUUGAGACUGAAAGAAGUAAUGCCCUGCAAUCCCAUACCUUUGAUGUCAUUGAUUUGGAGAUUAGUUCCAACACUGCAAAACAGAAAGCCCUUCAUUUUCAGGAACUGUCAUUGAAUGAUAAUCCAGUCUUAAGCCAUUCGUCUGAAGAAGUAAGAAUUAAUGGUACAAUUGUAACAGAUGGUGAUUUCAAGCAACAUGAGAUGCUGUGUAAUGCUGAGCAUAAUUCUUCCUUUCAUGGAAAUGAUAGUAAAAUGGAUGUUGAACUGACACAUAAUGGCAGAAAUGCAGGUGACACAGUGCAGAAGGCUAGUGAUGCACUACCUACCAUGGAGCUAAAGGACCAUGGGGAGUUCAAGCACGUUGUCCAUGGCCUUUUAUGUCCUAAUGCCAUUUCUGAUUCAAAGGUAUCUAAGGAAGUAUUGUCAGGAGGGUCUGACAAGUCAUUGCUUUCAGGAAGCACAAACUGUAGCUUUUCAAAAUUCACAUUGCAUUCUCAGCAAUUAUGUGAGAAUUGGUAUAUGCAUAAUUCUAUUCCAAAGAUACAUAAUUUAACAAGGGAAUUAGUGAAUGUACCAAAUGGAACCUGUGGACUGACUCAUGCCACAGUUACAACUUCCACAGAAAACCAUAUUGAAGGCAAAGGAGAAAAACAUGAUGGUGCAGUUGUUUCUCAAAGUGGUGAAAUGAUUGAUAAAAGUUUUGAAGCUGAGAAAUAUGAGCAAAAUUGUAAUUUACUGGUCUCAGAAUGUGCUGCAAAGACAGAAGCUUCUAAAUCAAUGCCUGUGUCCACCAUCAGGAAGAUCAAUGAUCUAUGUGGAGACAGUGAUGGACUUGAAGUGGAGAAAAUUCAGAGAAGGCUGUUGUUUUCUUUUCAUUAUUAUUGUGCAAUAUUUCUGGUUCGCUGUCAGCAAAUUCAAGAUGCACCAGGAGUGGAGAAUUUCUACUACCUUCCUGUUCUUUUGCAGAAGAGAUUAAUAAAGUGUUAUCAAAUGGGGAGGCAAGAUGGUUAAUUCUAGAAAUAUGCCAACUGAACAUCCUUGUUGAGCUAAUUGAAGAUUUUCUCAUUAACAGAAAAGUUUUGUUGUACACUGACAGACCGCACGAGCCUUUGUCGGCAUGCUUCUCAUCACAGGAAUUUCAUCAAUUAAAUGGGAGUGAUCUUUGUGUGUCUACUAAAGAUGCGACAGUUGAUCAGAUUAUUGCUGGUUGUGUCAUAUUUGCAUCUAUUUCUGCCACAGUAGAUCGCAUUGGUAUUGUUCUGGAGUUUUCUUACAGAAUCCUUCGAAUAUGUAGAAAUGAUACUUCCUGGAUUCUAUUGGCACUACAUGUUUUUGCUUGUGUAUGUGGCGAGAAGUUUUUAAAUCUGGACGAGUAUAGGUUGGUUGUAAAUGCUGUAAGAUUAGUGGUUUCACUAGUUGAGCAUGGGAAUGAAUGUGCUUGUUCUGCUUCUUCCUGUCUCCAUUCAACACAACAUAUGUCUAUCUUUCCUCCCUGUGAGCAAUGCCCAUUUGCUUUGGAUGAAUUUUGUAUGAAUAAUUUUGCUUGUUCGCUUCUGGAUGAGCUACAAUUUUAUGCUUUGGCUGGUAAUAUCAAUCAUCUAGAUGGAGAAAAAUCAACUGCUUCAAUCGGCACAUCCCAUUCAUGCUCUGAUGAUGGAGGGACAGUCAGUAAAACCAAAGUCAGUGGACUGAAGACUGAGUGCAUUGGAUCUUGCAUUAUAUACAAGUUUGGAAAGCUCUCUGCUGAUCGGUCUGAUUGUUUUCCUGAGAGCUCUUUUUGCUACUUCACAGAUAUAGUUUCUUUGGUGGAGCUGAUUGGGUGCUACAUGAGAUGGGAGUGGACGUGCAACAAAAUUGUGUCUCGUAUUGUAAAUAUGCUGGAGUUCUGCAAGUCUGAGGAGUUUUUAGCUGCUCUUUUUGUAUUACUAGGCCAGCUGGGAAGAUUUGGCAUCGAUGAUGGUGGCUAUCAGCAGACUGGAGUUGCAGAGCUGAGAUGUAGUUUGUCCAGGAUUCUAGAAGCAAGCAUUACAGAAAAAAGGAGUAUGCCCACUCAAUUUUCAGCUGUUGGUGCUUUGCUAAAUCUUCUUCCAUUCAAUUUUGAAGAAAUUGUUGGACACCGAGAACUUCCACAAGAUGCUAGUGAAUAUGGUUAUGUUAUGCAAGUAAAGAAGUGGUUUUCUCAUCUAAGCAUGGAACAACAAGCAAUGUCAUUUGAUCUCUUUAGAUAAAGCUAAUGAGGAGGGAAGAUGAUUUUUCUUUCUAUAUUGAUUAUGCAAACAAUUGGUCACACCAUGUUGGUCUCCAUCUCCAAUGCGUGAUCCUUAAUUUGGACCAGCAUCCCUUCUUGCCCUUGGACAUGCUGAAAAUUAUUUGUGGAACUUAUUGCAGUAGUUCGAAUCUCUGCUUUCAUUGAGAUUAUACUUGCUACUUCAUCAUUCUGAUGGGAUCUCAGUUGAUUAAUUGGUAUAAAUCAAAGUUCUACUGGUUUCUGUUCAGGGGGCACUCAACUGCAGGAUCAAUCAAGUUCUUAUGGCAUGGGUGUCGGGGCCUGGUGAAGAUUGUGCUUAUUUGGAUACGAUAUUGGUUGAAGGAAUUUUCUUUCAGUACCAUACAAAACAUUUCUAAGCCAACAUUUGUCUCUUGGAGUGCAUUUUACCUCCACUGCUCUCCCCUAGACUCAAGGCACUGAUAAGUCUUGCGGAAGCUAAACAUCGUAGAAGUUCAAAUAAAUUUUGCUGCAUCAAAUCAUGUUUGGUUACACUGCAUGAGAGGCGAAGAUGUCAUUUUGAACUUGUGAGUUUGACUUUGACAGGAGUAAAUCUGGAGAGAUGUAUUCUGGACUACUCUGGAUGCUGUUCUGUGUUUUGCAUUAUGAUGAAUAGCAAAUUCUGCAGUGCUAUUUGGUUGUUGAAUCAGCCACCAGCAAUUCUGUAGCUUGAACUAGCUUAAUUCUUUAAGAAAACCAACUAAAGUCUUUUGUUUUCUAUUCUAAAGAUCUGCAUUCUUCAGAAAA